Messenger RNA from Spirometra erinaceieuropaei, 17797 nucleotides. The record is from the annotation of a GenBank genome assembly. NCBI's taxonomy places the organism in Eukaryota, Metazoa, Platyhelminthes, Cestoda, Diphyllobothriidea, Diphyllobothriidae.
AUGUUUGCCGACGAGGUUGAUCUCUGGUAAGUCAUUAAGAGUCCCAAUGACUAGAGGUUCCUUCGAAACAACCCGCACCGACUGCAAGCGUGGCCAGAGAAAUUGCUUCUAGAUUUAAAUGUGCACAAGUGCGCCGCCCUUCAUCUGCGUGCAACCAACUGUCAUUCAAAUAAGAGCCUGAGGACAUAAAACUUGAACGACAUUACACUUUCCGCAGAAUCAUCGCAGAACGAUCUCGGUGUUUGGAUGAACAGCAACAUGUAACCAGCACUUCAGUGCAACAAGGCUGCAAAAAUCCCCAUUGGAGUGCAGCCUGCAAUCAAAAGGGCGUUCGAAACCCUUGACAAAGACAUUUUUUGAAGAGUUUACGGCACCCUCGUUCGGUCCCGUUUAGAAUAUGACAUACAGGAGUGACGGCAAUGGCUAUUGAAGGAUCAAGCAUGCCUCGAACCUGUGCAACAUCGGGAAACAAAGCAGGUGAAGGGUUUAAAAACCAAUUCUACAUAGGCAGACUGAAUUGCCUUAAUUUAUUCACUCUGUGCUACAGGCAGCAAAAGGUGAUCGUAUCCUGGUUUACGAGAUAAUACUGGGCCUUGAGCCUGGACUUAGUUUCGAUGAAAUUUUUAAGUGGCAUAUUUCGCCCAAUCUUGGUGGUCAAUCGAUGAAGCUACGACAAAAAUGUCAAGGCUGGAUCUUCGUUCUGAAUUUUUCACGCAACGGAUAGUGGAGAAAUGGAACGAUCCCCUCAAUCAGUCAUGGAGGCGACGUCCCAGCAACUCAUAAAGGUUUGGAUGAUUAUUUGUGUCCCCUGUAUUCUCUCGACAGUCUGAACUUGAGCCAACUACCCUGCGGUCAUGGGAAUUUUUGUUUGACACAAUGCUACUCAAAUGAAUUCAGCACUGUUUUAAGAAAGGCAAUUGAGUAUUCGUGUACAGUUGCAUCUUGCGAGCUGAUAUGUAAUCAUAGGACUGAGACUGGCAAGUCUCGGUUCUCCAUUUAUGAUUAUGCCUGGUAAAUAACCGUGUGAAUCCAGCGGCUUUCCGCUUUCAAAAUAAAGGACGAGACAUCAGAUCGGCUCGUCGCAAUGACUGUCCGAAAACAAAUGGGACAGUGGUAUCGUUCGGUCCCACGUAUGUUGUCAUCCAAUCAUACUCCUACUUUUUCGACAAUAACAUAAGCAUUUGCCUAAUAGGUAUUUAAAAUCCUUGUCCCACCGUUCAUAUGCUCCAAGAAUUAAGAGCCUAUCCCCUCAGCCGUUACUUUUCCAUUAUUCUAGGCACUAAUUACCGUCUUGUUUACGUUUUAUUGUUUGUUUCGAUUUCAUACCCUAUCCUCGCCCAAAAGAAAUGUCCCUUGCUAAGUUAACCAAGAAAAUAGCUCAACUAAGUUGUGUGUCUAUAGGUUAUGCGAGCAAUCGAUAUAUACUGCGGUGGAGGAGGAUUUACGCGGACGUACCGCUAAUCUUGGCGCCCACCCCAAUAACCUUGUUCACCAAUUCAUUAAUCCAGAUGUAAUAAAUUUACGGACAACUUCAGUAUAACAUUUGCCAACAUAUCCAACACCAUCGUCAUAAGCUGAACAGAGGAUAAUGGCGUGAUUAUACGGAAGACUCUUCCGUAAUUGGUGUUAUGUUUUUAUGUUUGUUUUUGAAUCCGCGAGACCUAAUUUGGUGUGCAUCGGUCAUUUAUGUUCUUUCGCGGCUCCCUGUGCUGUUCGAGUGUCUGAAGAUUUGGCCUAUUCUGCCUACGUUCAUUCCUCUCUUUUUCACGCCGUAAGACCCCUUGGUAGAUGUUGUACUUAUAAUGUUCUUUGCGUAAAUAUAGUUGGGCAUCAUUAAGUCCACAAAGCAGUGUAAUUCGCAUCUGGAGAUAUCUAACGAAGUUCAAUAAUGCUCUGUGCAGUUCACUUGUUGUCAGUCAGUAUUUUUACGAAGAAAAUACAAGUAUCGAACCUGCCGAGAAGUUCUACUACUCAAAAAUUAAGUGACAGGACCAUAGACAGAAGGGCCAAAAUCCGCCUCGAUGUGGAUUGGCACCUCCAUUUGGAGCCUACACCUGUCUCCCAGUACGGAUAUCAUUUGUAAUUAACGUGUUUUGCUAUUUGAAAAUAUUCAGCAGACAGUCUUGCGCAUUCAACCCCAAUACCUAACCAGAGAUUCAACUUCGGUCAGCCGUUUAUCUAGGCUUAGUCUGGAUGUGUAAAACACUCUUGAACUAGUUGUUCUACGUUCAUGGGAUUAAUCACAUUCUGAUCUCAUACUACCGUUCAUGGACCGUCAUCAAGGCCACAAAGAAACUUUUGCCUAUUUUAUUGCCCCCAACUACCUCACAGAGCAUACUUCCUUUACUCUAAGUCACUUUCCUAUGGAAUAACCAGAGCACCAUUUCCCACUCUUGUCUCAAUAUCCCGUCCACUGGAUAUGAAUCGGUGAGGAGUUUGAAGGACAGCCGAUCCGCCAUUAUAAACCCGUCGUUUUCAUGCGCCGGACAUUUUAAUAGACCGGGGGUUCUAUUGAGUCGAAGUCGCUCCGUGCUGAGUCCCUUCGGUCCUUCAAGAUAAAUCGGCUGAAUCAGGCAUGGCGUGGUUAUACAGGCCGUUUCUCUCGACUGUAUUAGAAGCUGGACAAGCCGCUCUGUGAAUCGUGCUCUAAAUUGAUGACUUCCUGACACCAUUUCGUCGAUCCCGGGCACUUAUUCCCCGCAGAUAACCAGCCCUAGUGUACCUGAUAUUUAGGGAAAGGCCGAAUCUAGUGUGGAAAUCAGCCUACGCUUCCGUCCUAGCUUUUGAGCCUUUGGAUGCCAAUAGAACGGUUGCCUACAUAAGCGCACGCGCUUUACUGAGGAUGAAGAAAUCAGUAGAGACUACUUUGUCAGUAUCCGACGGUUAAUCCUUGCCUAGAAGUUACAGCGUUGGACUUCGCUCCAUCGAAUCGCUGUUCGGCAUAUGCUACUUUAUCAAGGGUGCAAGUUUCUAUCGAUUCUGGUAAGAAAGAACUCUUCAGACUCAACCGUUAUAGUUUGGAAUUUUGCGUCUGGGAAUAAUAAUUUUUUGCUUAUCUAGACAGCACAUCCCUAUUCCGGACAAGUCGACAAUGGCUUCUAAUAAUAUUGUAAUCCACAUCUAUAUAUUGAUAGUGCGACGCCCAUUGAUCGGGUUACGGAACACGCACGUUCCGUCGUGCCAUGGGGCCCAACCUAGAGCCCGCAUUAGACUCGAGUCUGACGACGACACGGCGAACCGACGUCCAAAAUGUAUUCAAUAAAGUUUUCUCCUUUUCCUUAAGAACGUAUUUGCCUUCAAGUUAUAUUUCUUGUGAUGCCUGCUUUCCAAUACAUAUAUAUAGGCCGAAUGAUAUUACCGACAAAGAUAAGGGAGACCGCCAUGAGUAUGGGCCAUGUGCGAAAACAGUUAGCUGUUUGACCGCGCCCGACAAACCAUUUUGUGGUUGGCCAAAGCCUGCGCUAAUACACGCCAAUUGUAUCAUGUCAUCUCGUCGACAUUAGCUGCCCGCUCCCAUUUUUAUUUGAGAUGUUUGUGUGUGGCACCGAAUUCGAUAUGCCUGUUGAUUCAUGUCUCGUCUGAAUCCGUUGCCUCCAGGAAUUCAUGACGUUUCCUGGUUGGGCAGGCACAAACGAAAAUUUCUGCCCAGUGUCUAACGUGUGAGUGAUUAGCUGGGAUUGGUGGCUACUAACUAAUUUUCGGGUAAUCGGGUUGAGACAAGUUUCCUAGUUUUGCCACGAUACACGGCAGCACAACUGGUUUAGGGAAUUUUUCUACCGAAAUGGCUAACCCUGUCCCUAAAAUAGGAAUCUGUGUGCAUAAUGUAUUUAUUGGCUGGUGUGCUAUCAGUGUCUGAUGCUUUUAAGCUGUCUCAGACACGUUUCUUCCGUAUGGGAGUUCGUCAGGUGAUUAUUUUCGGCCCAUGGGCGGUUGGAGCGUUCAAACUGCUCUCUUAUUUUUACUGUUAGUAUUUCAUGCACUGACGCAAAAAGUCGAGAAGAUACCCAUUUUAAAGAAAAUAGUCCGAAAAGAUAUUUCUGUUCGGUUUAGUGGCAGUAAACAACCUCGUUUAUAAAAGACGAGACGGUCGCACUAAAAAUUUAGGAUGACUCUCGACUCAUUAAUUUUUCAAUUUUCAAGGACAUCUGAGAAUAUGAGUUGUCCACCAACCCCCGCAUCUAGAAUUAACUCAGUUCCUGGAGAUGUGGAGCUUAGACUUUUUUGAGCAGAUCUAACUGGUUUGUCUUGGUAAAAAAAAUGCAGCGAUAGUUUUGUGUUAAGUGUAGGAAGAGCCCUAGCUUCAGCUUCUGCAUUACAGCUUCUGUCAGAUAGCCGGAUUUGGGCCAACCCACACGAGCGCACUCUUUAAUCCUUUAGUUCCGUUUUACCAUAAAAUAGGCUCCCCUUCUUGUUACCCCCCCAUCCAUGCCUAUUUUUCGAGAAGUCAGUAGAUUUUACAAUAAAGUUUUGGAGUAUGUAAGCACCAGCUUUAUUUCAAGCCUGACUCUGGCUCCCGAGUUUUGAAUGUGCUACUGAAUCCUCAGUAUACUUUUUCUUUUAAUAGAUGCAUAGCAUUACCUAUUGGGUUAUCGCAAUCUUUUGCAUAAAUGUCGCCGUUUUGUCCCCUAAGCAUUUCACACAUUCCAAAGCGGCGUAUAUUUAAGUGUGUCCAGCCUUGCCAGUUGCUUAAACUGUUUUCGUAUUUUAUCGAUCGGUAUUACUGGUAAUUCAAUACUAAAUAUCCUCUCGCAGUAUCUUUAUUUUUGCUUAUUUCCAGAUUCUCUCGUCGAGGCUAUGGUGAUCAAGUUGACAUACUUUGCUUCCUGCGACCUACGGUCGUCUUUCCAAAAUAAGUCAUUAUUACCAGUCUUGAAGAUGUGGUUUCUAUCUUUAUCAGCUUAUAUCACGUUUAGGAUGUCAGUCACAGGUUUUAAUGCUGAAGACUUUCGAAUCAGCAAUGGCAAGCACAAUGUCCUAUCCUGCUACGGGGAACUGAAAAUAGCAUAUUGCAUAACGCAAACAAUACCGUGUCUUGACUCACACCGGGUCGGCGCCUGGGGUGAGACUCAUAGCAGCAGGGAUUGGCGAAGGUAUUAUCCUCUUUUUUAAGUAACCAGCAGGGCAGUUUCAACGAAAGCAUAGAGCUUCCCCUCUCCUACAGUUCUCUUUACGACUAUAACGGAAUUUGUCUCGUCUUGUGCUCCACAUUCACCGACGUCAAUGGAGUACAUGAUCAGUACCUUGCUGGCGGAUAUCUCAGCUUAUACAAUUCGAAAAGGUGCGUGCUUCUGGUCUGUUGCGCGAAGUUUUUCCUUCUCAUUCUGUACAUAUGAAUGUGCUGUUUUCUUCCUCAGAGCCAAGUUCAGCUUGUAGUUUUUGCAUUUUGCCUCUUCUAAUAAUGGUAGGAUCUUUCGCAAUGGAAUUUAUGAGCUAGAACUGCGGUCUCUGCAGCACCAUAACCCGAGAUCCUUGGAUGAGGCUCUGGACGUGAUCAUUGCUGAGGAUUUCAAUGCUAAGCCAAAAGAACUCAAGGAACUUAACAGGCUACUAAAAGUAAGCUCCGUUGCACACCCGUUUUCUGUUGUCCUGCGCUCGUUUUCUGUACUCCAUGCAAUGUUGAUCUACGUCAUAAAUCUGCAGUUCUGCCUUUCCUCCUCUAGCCACACACUCUUUGCGUGCGCGCAGUCGUAUUUGCCGGCUUAAUCUAGCAUGAUCUUACUCCAAAUUACAGACCAAUAGGAAGCAGAUGAGAGGUGAGCUGUUUGACACUCCUCUUGAUCGGCAUACCCUGCCUUUCGUGGAACGGACUAUUGAAGAACUAAAACGCAAGUCUGGUAAAAUUUUCCUGAGUCUCAAGUUCGAAUUCUCGCGCUCCUAUCCUCAUCUGUACCUUCCUGUGGUAUUUGAGCGGCCAGUACGUUUAAUUCAAUGUUAUUAUUCUUGUCUAUAUGAUUAUUCUUCAAGUAAUAAUAAUAAUAGCGUUUUUGUUUGAAUCUUAAGCUGUGACGUUAACUGUAGAAACUAGGGGAGUAGUAAUCAAAUGACGAAACAUUCCUAAUGAAUGAUGGAGGCAUAGGUCAGAAUAUGGAUUUUACAGCAUUCCGAGUAAUGACUAAGGGGACCUCCUUACUCGGCGGUACACUCCGGUCUCGAUUUUUCCUAACUUUCUUUUCUCAAUCAGCCGGUUUUCCCAUUUCAACCAUCACCUACUCAGAUAGGAUGUUUUAAUAAAAAAAAAACACGUACAGAAUGUGAUCUGCUAGAUAGAAGCCUCCACGACUAGUGAUACAGUCGAUAAUUCGCUUGUAUGUCUAUAUCGACGUAGGCGUUAGUUCUCCUGAAAUAACGCCUGGUUGCACAAAUAUUUCGUGUUCAAUGGUAUUUCCUUUGGUUUAUGCUGCAGUAAGUACCAGGGCUUGCAGUUACGGAAUUUCACCCUAAUCGCCAAGCAGUUGGUUCAGCGAACCCAAAGCUCGUAUCCUACGAUCCUUCUAAAUCGAAAUCACGCAGGGACUGCAGGCAACAGUCCGAUGUCAUAUAUCAUAAAAUCAAGGCAUGUCUCACCGAAAUAUGAAGCGCUGUAUCUCGUAUGUGGGAUCAAGUGUGAAAAAUGCUAGACAAAUUGCGUCUAACAGACUUGUCGAUGUCCACAGACACGCACAAGCGUGUACGCCAGGCUACCUGCUGUCUUUGGUGGCAGGACACAGCGAGACGAAGAAGCACACCACGAACCCUGGCACUGCUACACCCUUCGGCUGGGAGUGACCGCCUUCUCUGAGAAACAAUCUCUCUUGUUGCUUGCCUACAACGCUUUCCACAACAUGAAUCAGGCGAAAGAAACAACAGGACUGACAAGGCAAGCCUAUGUGAACGCCGUCGACGCAACAGGCUGUGUUUCAAAAUUCUCGAAGUCGGUCUUCUCUAUCUCAUUGCUGUCGCAGGGCCGGUCUUCAAACAAGCUAGAAUCUGUCAAGACCAGCUACCUGAUUCGGCAGUAGUUCGCUCGUCCCCCCCCCCACCGGUACUUCCGAAAAACUCCGCGUUGUCAAUAUGUCUCGUGUAUUUGCCUUAUGCAUCGUCACCAUUACUGUUUACUCCUCGCCAUGAUGGUAAGGAAUCGGAAGAGCAAAACUGUGGGGUCGGGAAGACUGUUAAGCCCCACAUAGCGACGAUCGCCAAAUGCGCUGCGAUUCCUCUCUAAGAUAGUGAUUGAACUGGUGGAGGAACACUCACCGAUCGUUCUUACGGAACUCACUCGUCCCGUUGUGCCUUAUCGACUCUCUCUCGAGCCCAACCAGCAGCCGCACUGUGGCGCAUGAUAUAGACAGAAUGUUUUUACUGACAAGGACAAGGCAGACUGCGAUUUCCAUUUCUGGCGAGCGCCUCUCUACCAUUGUACAUUACCAAUCGAAACCGACGGGACAACGAACCCGUGGCUAAGUGGUUGGAAGCGUUGGACUUCUAACUAACAGGUCGCGGGAUCGAGCCCCAGUUGUUCCACACUCCGGGGUUGGGUAUGGCUGGCUGACGACGGUUAAUAAACCAGAAAUGGUCAUUCCAGUCUCUCUUGUCUUUGUCGGUAACAACAUCCCGCCAGUGAUUAAACUGUUUUGUCGGUGGUAAUGAUUAACCUUAGGAGACCCUGUAUGCAUAUUAUCGUUCGAACUCAUUCCCCUCUCAGCGGUGCACCUUUAGAUACGGGUCUGUCAUUUGUCCUGUGAAUGUCCUUCGCUGUUUGAGCCCUUCUUGGCUGGCUUUGUCUAUACCACCUUUCGACCGUCGUUGCUGACGAUGUCCACCGUGUGCUUCAGAGCAAUGUGAAGCAGGGACGGUGGCUUGCGCGUGAUGUACUUUAUAGUGAAUGUGUACUUGCGCAGCAUCUACCACACUUUCUCCUGCUUCCCCAUCCGGACCUUGUGUCAAGACAGAGUCAAGAAGACCGGAGACGGGGAAGGACGCGGUCAAACUCGCACCUUGGCGCUCCACUCCACACCCCCUGGUCCACUCGGCAAAUGGCCGGGUCUUUAACCAACGACAACAAUGGGGGAGGCAGGGGUUCCAGUGUGCGCGACGACUGUCGGCAACCGGGUCUGCCACCGGACCCCGACAUGUUAGCAUUGGUUAUGGUGCGCAAAUCCGAUAACGCCUGCCAGAAUCCUAUAUGGCCGCCGUGUUUGUUCAGCGCAUCUACCACGUGGCCCGUUUGGGGGGCACACUGGCUUUGUCUACUGUUUAUAUCAAGAACAUUUUCCAUCGCUACCACAAAGGUCUACGUUCCAGUUUUAUAGGAACGAUUUUAGUGGCAUCCCUCCGUAGUGGGGCGUCUGCGGUGGAGUGAGAGGCUUCUGUCAAGAUCCCAGGCACUGGGUUUUAUGUGAAAUUUCACAUUUGGGCUUCACAGCCUUAAUCCCAUUCUUCGCGUCAUUUACGGGCAUGGGGUUCUCUGCUGCCGUGGAUUUUGUUUUUAAGGUGUCAGGUGGCUGUGUUUAUUGGGACGGUUAAUCUAACCCUUGUUGUUAAGCAUAGCGUAAAUUCUCUUUUUGAGUAAGGGCUUUCUUAUACUCUGACUUGAAAAACUGUCAGGUCUGUUAUCCAACGACAGUCAGUGUGUCCUUCUCUCAGUUAUUCGUUGGUGAGGUUUGCCCUUACAACCCAUUCUCAUUCUCACUUUUACCAGCUUUUGCACGAUAUUUUCAGCAUUACUUUUACGGACAGAUUUAAAGUAGAGCUUUAAAUUGACGAUGACGGCAACGAUGAUACUACUGUUGCUACUACUAGUACAAUACCGCUCACCAAUUAGUUGCAUUUGCCUUGUUCUGCUUCGCCCACGAGAUUUCACGGUUCAUUUUAGUCUCUUCGUCUAUUGUGAUUUCAUAUCUUUGUACCUCAUAGUUUUUAACGGUUUCGGUAGUUUUUUUUGCUUUUUCCUUCGACUUUUUCCAAAGUCUUUAGGCACAAGGAAGGCUGAACAGUGGCCGGAGAAAGCAAGUCUCCUCUACUCUUUAAUCCUACCUCAAUUUAGUGGAACCCAGUUGAUGAGAUGUACUUUAAAAUGACUCGGAAUGUUCGAACUGCGGAUAUGGACCGGGAGCGCAAACCAAACAAAGACACUCUUGAUAAACUGAAGGUUUUCCUCCUUUCCUAUCUACAAUUCUUGGAAGGCAAUCAUUAGCCGUCCUUCGGGUGAAAUACUGUCUGAACUGGAUGGGGAUCUCAUUUGGAAAUUCCGUUUUUAUCUUGCUAAAAAAUUUUCCGAAGUAAGUUGGGGAAUAUUUGCGAUCUACUUGCUUAAUUUAUUUGCUGUGUUUCUGACCUUGUCACUCUAUUUAACUCUACGUGCUGCUUUAUCCUAAUCUGUUAUUCUUUUAGUCAGCGCUGCCUAAGUUUCUGCUUUCCGUUCGGUGGGAGUACCCCGAACAAGUUACCCAAGCUAUCGAACUGCUCCACCAAUGGCCAGCUGUUGACCCGGAGAACAUUCUUGAACUUCUUACUAAACAGUUCCCCCAUAGUGUCUGCCGAAAGUUCGCUGUCAGUCGCCUUCAGUCUGCAACUUCUGAGGUAUUUUCUUCCUCUGUAAAUUUCAAGCAUGACCAUUCUUAGUUCUUUGGUGCUUAAAAAUGAGAUUAUCGACUGUGGAAUAUUCUAUGCACAUAGCAAUUCCCCCAAAAGUAUCAACACUUUUGAUGUUUGCCCUCUUGGCUAUUUCAUGCGCCUUCGCCCAUAUCUUCCUUUUCUAGGAUUUGCAGUUGUACCUUUACCAGUUGGUUCAAGCCCUGCGAUACGAAAAUAUUUCUGCGAUAUUGGCCGUCUCCCCAAUGACCGCGGAAACUGCGGUCGGCCACGUUGACACCUGCAGGACAGACGACGCCAUGGUCACCCCCGCUGAUCCUCCUACGGACACAUCACAGCCGGCAACAGGCACGCAGGAGCCGACUAAGCGGACCGAUGACCUACCCCGUGGACGUCCCCACAACGUAGCAGCAUCACUGUCCUUGACGGAUUUACCUUGGGAUGUUAGUCUUUUGCUUAAAUACCUGAAUAUUCUUGCAAGCCCUGAAAAUUGGACCGCCAGUCUUUUGGACCCACAGACAGCUAACUUCAAUGCAAGAAACUGAUUUUUCCUGUCUGGUCAUGCCAAAUCCGUAUGCGCAUAUGUUAGACAGGGAGCUCACAUCGAAUUGGCCACUACCCGAUUUCAUCCCCCAUAUGGCCUGACCUGGACAGGUCACCGAUGCUUGAAGGUGGAAGCGCGAGUGAGGAAAAUACAGCUCGGACCCAGCGCCCAGUUCCCUCAUCAUAAACAGUCAAGCGUGCUUUGAGGGUAUUGCGAUGCGCUCAAAGUCGUGGCAUUGAUGGUUGUCAAUUUGCGGGAUAGUUGAACCUAUUCGGGACUGAGAGCCGGGCUACUCUGGCUCUUUACUGUGGCCUUGACAGCGUUCUCGCUUUCCGAGACCUCGAAAAGUCCUGGCACCUGUGGGGUUAGAGACCAGUUCGUCUGUGGGACUUAUUGGCAGGCUGUUUAGCUUCGUCCGCCAGUGUGCGCAUGCCCAUCUCCGGCUGUUUUAACAUGUCAUCAAAACACUAGGUGUAGGCAGGGUGAAUGAGGUGCAGCGCAAGUUUGCUUUACCAUGGAUAAGUUCAUGGACAUGUUACCAACAGUUAGUCGUCUUGAAUCCGUUUUCAAUGAUUAUCCGCACAACCUCUCUUCCACCAUAUCACUAUGUUUCAGUCAACACGCACUAUUCCUAAUAUUUACUUCUGUGAGCCAAAAACGUCCGCAAUACAUCUGAAUCUAGCCGGACCCUUGCGGAACUUAAGUCCUGCAAGUCAUCCUCAGAAUCAACACAGCGAUUUUGGUUGGUUGACAAAAUUAGUUAAAAUUUGUCUUUUUGAAAUCGGUAUUUAGUCUCUGUGACUAUGUGGAUAUUGCAUUGAAGACACAGUCACUUGUUAAGAUCAGUAAACCCACAGCUAGUUAAUUACAGUGUAUGUCUGACCUUUGUGGAAUUUAAUAUCUUGCAUAGCAUUUUUGGAACUGGUUUAGAUUCAUGCAGCUCAGUUAUCGAAAAAGCUCAUGAUAAAGUCGAAGGGUUUGUUUCAUGCCAACGAAAGUCCAGUUGUGUAAUUUUGGAUUACAUUGGUUAUUUGCCAAGCUAUUAAAGACCCUUCUCAUCUUACUUUCGGCGUAGGCCCGCCCUUCUGAUUUGUAAUUUACUCAUCACAAGUGCGAUUGCGCAGUCCCUACAUCCCUGUCACCACCUGUCGAUCUUUCCCGCGUAGAUGGACCUUGCAAGUUUCCUCAUUCAGCGGGCACUUCAAAAUUUUGAAACGGCCAGCUUCCUGUACUGGUUCUUGCAGCUAGAAGCCAAUGAGUCCACACCGUCUACCCCUGUGAUACGAAAAAUGUUUGAAGGUGUUCUCCAACGACUUCUUGCGGCCUUGAAGCACGUAAGACAGUUGUAAAUUCACUGAUAUUGAUCGCACUUAAACGUCUGGUGCUUCGCGCUUAAUCGCCAAAAUUCGAUACCUCAUGACAAGCUAAUUACGCCUAGUCGCUAGAACAUGCCUCUAAACCAGCCACUUUUAUCUGAAUACCCUUUGCGGUACUUCUGGCAAAGUUACCAACCUAUAACAUAAUUCUUCCUGUGACACCUGGUUAUAUUGUAUUUCCUAAACGCAAAGUCUUCUUUAAGCGUUAUUUAACUAAGUACACAAUUGUUUUUGCAAGUGAUGCCAUUUAAACAUAAUCGGGCCUUGCGCUAUCCCUGUAACGUGCACUUCCCUGUUGUCUGUUGCAUAGGAGCUACUAUUUCCCAAACGUUGAUAGUUAGCAUCCGGUUAGCAAAGGCAUUUAUUGUGAUUGUGGCUGCGAGGCAGUCCAUGGUCGGUAUAAAGUUUUUGGAUGACGGAUGAAUUUUGCGUCUUUAGUUGAGUUCAGUUUUAUUGAGGGAAAUGUAUGUUUUCACCUUUGAACUCCUUAAGACAAUACGGUUGGACAGCUUUUAUGUUCCUCAUGGUCUUCUUUACGAACAACUGCAAAAUAGCCAUUUAUCUAGUGUUUUAUUACUGGACACCGUCGCCACUGGAUCCCCAUUGCUACUUCAUGCUAAUCCCGUAAUACCUUGUUUGAGCUCAGUAUCUUGCGUUACAUUGUUGGAGUAAACUAGAAGUUAUGUAGAGGACUCAGUCAGGGCAGCGCAUAUCCGCUGUCUCGGAGUUUCUUUCCUGUCCCCUAAUAGAUAUUCGUCUCGGCAAAACUCCAUGGCAUUGUUUUUAUUUAUUUUUAAUCGCCGUUUUUAGAUCAUACGUAAAAUAUAUGCACUUUUUCUACCCCCUCCCCGGCCUGUCGCCCGCGUAACCUAUCACCUCAACGAAAUUCCAUGAAUUUUUAGGCCUCGCCAAUACAACGCAGGUGGUUUGAGGACAUAACGGCCCAGCAGGAAUUCCUAGAUAAUUUGAAUGCUCUCCUUAAGUCAGUUCAGGAAGACUCCUCCAAACGCACCCGAAAGGUAAGCGUUCAAAGUUUAUGCAUCUUUACCAGACAUACAGUCAGUGACCGAUCCCAUGAAAUUGGAUGUGAACUAUACCGCACAACGCAUGAGUAGAAUUACUAAACGGACAGACACGGUGCUAUUUAAAUGGACUUUUCAUGGUCCUAAAAACUCCUAUAAUUACAAACUUUAUAGGACCUGAUUUGCCGCCAAAUGAGCGCAACAAAGCACAUUUUUAACCACGUUCUCUUCGAAAUGUAUUUUUAUUUAUGGGAUCAUUGAAAAUUAAUGAAAAAAUCGUACUACUCAGGCAUUAUUUUUUUCCGAGUGCGGUUUUUGCGAGCGAUCGAAGAGAUGCAUUCAAAAGCCGGCAUCCCGAUGUGAUUAAGAUAGUUUGUAAUUAUACUGCCGAUCUUUAUUGCAACCUCACUUAAGUAACCCUUCCUAGUCAAAAAACGCAUUUCAGAAUUUCGGUCAACAUUUUAUAAGAUCAUCUACUAUACAUGUACCCCAUCUAGGUAUUGCCCACACUUUAAUCGCCCCAACUUUCAAGACCAAUUUUCUUAAGCUAUAUUGCAACUAACCGCUCUGGCAGGAUCCAUAUUCGUUGCGUUUAAAUGCUGUCCACUUCAUUCCUAACUGGUUCUAGCGGUUUUUUGCGUUUUUUACACCUGGUAACGUAUUUUCUCAUUUCCGGCUGGUAACUUGAACAGAUCGAAUUGUUGCGAGCGAGGCUAAAGACGAACAGUCGUUUCUCGAGUCUUUUCACACGCCCUGUUCCGCUUCCUCUGGAUCCGACGUUCAUCAUCGGGGGAAUAGACUCGGACUCCGCGACACUCUUCAAGGUAUGCCCUGUCGGCCUCAAAUGUGUUAUCACUGCCCUGACUGUACUGGUGGCAGAUAUUUCUUGACCAUCUUUAUCAAUGAGGGAUCUAUUCGGAUUAUUUUGUGAUUGCAUUGGAAGGCAUAUAUCCUGAAAAUGCGUAUAAUUGCCGUGGUCUCGUGCUAUAUUGUGUACAUGGAACUCCUGUUUGUGGACAAUCAGAAAUGCUGACAUUUUUCGCCUAAGUUAGCAUUUUAAACACUUGUUUAGAGCUUAUUUGGACUGUCUUUUUAAAAGUAGUAGUGUGCCAGGGUCCCUUAGUAAACUUCUUCUUAUACCUAAAGAGCACAAUGCAGCCCGCACUUCUGAGUCUUGUCUCUCGUGAUGGCGAUGUCUACAGAGUGAUCUUUAAAAUUGGUGAUGAUCUACGCCAGGAUCAACUCGUGCUCCAGAUGAUCCAGUUGAUGGAUGUGGUACGUCUUCAGUUUUUACUGUCAGAUUAUCGAAGGUAUUACUAGUCGUGCGCUAGUCUAUGCAUUAUAUUGGAAUUUCUGUCUGGUACUUGCACUUCUUACCGAAUGCAGUCUUUUUGCUGUAGGUCCUGCAAAAGGAAAAGUUCAAUUUACAACUGACCCCUUACAAAGUGUUGGCUGCCAGCUGUCGUCAUGGUCAGUACCAUCACUGCCAACCUCUCGAGAAGUUAAUCGCUCACUUUGGGAUGCCAUUCUCACUUACGUUUUCCUGAAAUGUUUUUGCUUCUCUGGCAGGUUUGAUAGAGUUUGUCGAGGCAAUUUCGCUGGCCAGUACGAGACAGGAAGGCUCCAUACUGAAUUAUCUACAACACUGCGCACCGAGUCCUACAGAUCCGCUUGGCGUGCAACCGAAAGUACUCGACACUUAUAUCCGCUCCUGCGGUAUGUGCAGUUUCACUUCACUUCUGACGCUAACAUGUUACAGCUAUUUGAAUGUCGGUGGGUGGGUAGUUAGCUGACGGCCAUUUGGCUUUUAAGUACAACCACGUCCUCCGGUCCAAAGACGAAGCGGGUUUCUUUUGUUGGUCCAGUUAGGGCCAUGCUAUGCGAGCUGACGACCAACUAUACGUAUGCGCUGAUUGCACAUAGAUUGGCCGCAUUCAAGCGGAUUACCGCAACCUCGCUCAUAAGGCUCCAUCACGAACCAAAUGUUUUGAUGAGCGAUGUACGCUGUAUGUGUUCGAAAGACCACCCGGCAUCUUCGCUGCCUACGCCUCAAGCUAUUUCAGAGGAACAAACAUGUCUUGGGGCCUUUUUCUUCCUUGCGCCCUACGUGGUCAGCUAACACUGUUCCCAUAUCUAUUAUUCCGUAUAUACCGUACUAGCCACCAGGCUGAUCUUGCAUUCAUUCACGCUAGUCUUGUAGAUUCCGUCGCUUAAUGAAGCCUGUCAGUGCGUUAAAAGUCAUCCCUCGGUGUCUUAUAUCCCCCUCUGUUUGACUGAGGCCAUGCUGGUUACUUUUUUUCCUUUCAAUUCACCAACUGCAAGAGUUUUCAUGCUUUAUGUCCUUACUCAUAGCACUUAACAUUGUCUCUCAGUCCUUGUCUUCUCAAUUAGCCUUAGACUUAGACAAACCUACAACUCUUAUUCGUUCAAUAGCCGGCUACUGCGUUAUAACCUAUCUGCUGGGUGUCGGCGACCGCCACAUGGAGAACAUAAUGCUGACUUCUGAAGGGCAGCUUUUUCAUAUUGACUUUGGUUUUAUCCUGGGCAACGAUCCCAAACCGAUGGCCCCAGAGGUACGCCUGACGAAAGCCAUGAUCGAGGCCAUGGGUGGCCAUCAAACGAAAUUAUUCAACGAGUUUUGGAAGAUUUGCUUGACAGCUUUUCUAAGCCUUCGACGGUAAGUCAUCUUGUCCUCACUAAUUGUCUGCCAUGCCGGCUUUCAGUACUUGGUUGUAGUUAGAUUACAAAAGCCUAGUUAUAGACCCUUCAAAAUGGUGCCCUUUUCGAUCGGAAUCGUUCAUAUGGCCGCCAACCAGGACAAGGAAAUAGGAACGCCCCGCCCACUUACUAUUCGUAGCCUUGCGCUAAAUCCCGGGAAGGUUAGAUAUUCUCGUGUCCGAACCCUAGCCCAUACCGCAACUCUAACCCCUAUUUUCCUGGAAUUUAGCGCAAAGUUCCCUGUAUUAUCGACGGUUCCUAUUCCCAUGUCAUGCCGGGGGAGGCAUAUAAGUAAUCCCCACCUUUAGUCGUAGUGAAAAUUCGAUUUUCAGGUGACAUAACAAAUGAACAGGAGGCGUUCACCGGUGAACGCCUUCUUUUCUGUUAAAAUUCCUAGCGUAUUUCUAUAUCGGUUUUAUACGUUGUCGAACUUUAUAGUGCGCCACUUGCGCGUUGACAGAAGCCGGCCAAUUCAACCAGGUGUCACAAACAUUUAAAAGUUUGGUGUUUAAACAGGACUGUGUUAGUUUCUUGCACUCAAUCUUCGUCGUUGUCGUACUAGUUCGGUUGGGGAUCAUAAUAAGGGUUAAGACACGAUCAUAGACCUGAAUAAAAACUUGAUGAUCAGCGCUGUAAAUAACGGAAUGAUAAGUCAACGUUGUGAUAAUCCUCAGUGUGGUUGAACACUUAUUUGUGGAGAUUUCUUCAGGAUUUAUGUCUAAACACAUUCUCCAUUUUAGACACGCAAAUCUAUUUCUUACAUUGUUCUCCCUGGUGCAUGAUACGGGAAUUCACGAUGUAGCACGAGAUCCCAGCAAGGCUUGUGAAUUCCUCAAAGAACGCUUUUGUAUCGACCAGACCGAUGAAAAAGCCGCCUUUCGUUUUGCAAGUCGGCUGACUGACUCAGUCAAGGCUUUUGUACCGGAAAUGAUGGAGAGAAUUCACUCAGUGGUUCAGGUUUGUUUACUGAGGAUUAUUCGGUCACCUCAAAUCCUUUAUCACUUAACUCAUUGCCUUUUGCUGUACCCUAGCAGAUAGUGUCUCAUAGGUUGGGUGCCUGCACCGCGUUCUCUUGUGCGAAUCCGCGUUCAUGUGUUUGUGUGCCCUCUAGUCCUUUCGGCAAAUGCCCGUCCACUAGUCAGGUUCUUAACCCAGUCAAAUGGAUUACCGCAGAGUUUCAGUGAGGAUUGAUAUGGGAACAGCGGUUACCACAAUACCCAAGUAGUCAACCAGUGCCUUGCCUUCUGACGUACCGAAAUAGGGACGGAUAACAGUUCAUCCAAUGAUAAUAGAAGGAUGAAAUGCAAUGAAAUAUAGACCAGAAGCAAAAUAGGUACCUACGCUUUGUGUGCAAUCAGUGAAGUCUUAGCCACUCGGCCGCCUGAACGUCUUAUGAGAAGUUUGCUUCAGCAGUGGUCUACAAUGUCGUCCAUAAUUUUGUCUACAAAAAUUUACCCUCAAACAAGAUUGCCUAAGGAUAAAUAAGUUGUCCUUGGUAGCCGUCUCAUUUGGGACUCUGAUGAAAAAUGAUCCGGUAACCGUUGUUCCUGUAAAGCAGCCCGAGCCAAUAAUUAUAUGACCAUUCUGUUUUUGCUUUUGAACAAAACGGCGCGAACUGCCGGUAUCCAAAAAGCGGGUCUCCUUGGCGUUCAUUUCAGGCAGGAUAUGGUUUCACCGAAGAGGGUCCCCUACUUUUCCGUACGUAUAGAAAUUACGAACAUACGUCGCCGAGCCGGUCUGCAUCUAUGAACCGAGAUUCCUAUAGUUCAACAGAGCAGUACAGCAUAAAUCGGCAAUCCAGUGGUGUACUGUCGGCGGCAUUCUUGAAUGCGCCGUGUUCUUGGGCAUGCCACCAAACGCCGCUUUUCGAAUUGUUCCGCAUUUUUUACACCUCAUAAUCGCACAUGUCGUUAGGUAAGUGCAUAGGUUAUACUCAUCGGUAAAUCACGGUGUCUGUUUUCAAAAAAUUUUAAGACAUACCCUGCAUUAAUUGGCUAUCUUCUGGUCCACCCAAAUGUACUUCCCUGCGACCGCGCCACAGUUUCGUCCGCAUUCCAUAUAAUGGACGAACAAUUCUAUCUGGCCAAUGGUCAGUUUCGUCGCUUUUGGCUCCUCCCCAUUCAUCGCAUAUGCGCUGUUGUCCAUCCCUAUUUCGGUGACCGUUGCUGCCGCGCCAGGCACUGCCAAAUGAUUGAGUGCAUGAGCUUGAUGGUUGAGGCUGCCGCCUUUGUCGAUGCGCGUUUAACGAUGCGAUACUCAAGUUGAUUAAGGUUAACGACCCGUACAGGAAUUUGGCGACAGGGCUAAGGCACACGCAAGCACAUUCGCGCACGCACAUGAAAUCUUGAUGCGUGCAACCGGCUUCUGGGAUCAGCGACGUACCCCAGAAGCCUACUCGUCCUGUUUAAUUCCAAACUUACCCAAAUCCCGCACCACAUGUUGGUUUCUCUUUUAUCUGAGUGUAUUUCAUCCGCAGCUCUACUAUCGAAAUUUCAUCAGUGUCAUUUGACGGUCUCACCUCUGCACGUUUAACACAUUUUCACCCUUUUUAGUACAUGCGGAACUAG